Molecule: messenger RNA, 792 nt
Organism: Cucumis melo (muskmelon)
Lineage: Eukaryota; Viridiplantae; Streptophyta; Magnoliopsida; Cucurbitales; Cucurbitaceae
Exons: 3
Coding region: 1-792 (263 amino acids)
Source: RefSeq, a predicted model, not a curated record
AUGUUUACUUCAAAUGAAUGGAAGGAUAGCAAAUGGAGCAAGGAGCAACAAGGAACGCGAGUAGUUCAAACUAUUUUGUUGGCUAGUUUUUGGACUACAAUUGUGUUUGCUCUUAAAGUAUCCUGCCCUCUAGUCCGAGUUCUUAGAUUGAUUGAUGGCAAAAAGAAGCCACCUAUGGGAUAUAUUUAUGAGGCCAUGGAUAGAGCUAAAGAAGCUAUUGCUAAGUCGUUCAAUAAUAAUGAAGAAAAAUACAAGGACAUUUUCAUCAUAAUUGAUAGAAGAUGGAAGCUUCAGUUGCAUCGUCCUCUACAUGCAGUGGGGUAUUAUUUAAACUCGUCAUUCUUUUAUUUGAAUUCUAACAUUCAAGAGGAUGAUGAAAUAGUUUAUGGGCUAUACUCAUGUAUAACAAAAAUGGUUGCUUCAUUAGACAUCCAAGACAAAAUACUUGCAGAACUAAGCAAGUAUAAGAGAGCUGAAGCAUUGUUUGGACAACCUUUAGCAAUCAGACAAAGGGACAAAAUAUCUCCAUUGCUUCUGGAAGAGAACCUUCAUAGCAAGAAACGAAAUAGGCUUGCUCAAAGUCGUUUGAAUGAUUUAGUGUUCAUCAAAUACAAUAGAGCAUUAAAACGUCGAUACAACCUUCGAGAUAUCUUCGACCCAAUCUCUUUAAGAGAUAUUGAUGAUAGUAACGAAUGGUUGAUUGGAGGAUUGGAUGAUGAUUCUGAGGAGGAGGAUGAGCUGGUAUUUGACGAUGAUACUUUAACGUGGGGUGAUGUUUCAAGAGCUACCUGA